GAAACAACAACUAACCAGUCAAUGUUUCUCUCCUGAAAAUUCAAAGAUGUGGCCGCCAUAUUACACCGAGGGAACAAAUCUCAAAUCUCCCUGUCUCCAUUUUCUUUCCCGCCGUCGCCGACGACGACGUUUUGCUUAAGAUCCCUACUAUGGCUGGCAUACCCACCGUUAUCAAGUCGCCGCCGGCGCUUAUCCCGCCGGCCGGGCCAACUCCGGGCGGCAAACUCCCGCUCUCCUGCAUCGACAAGACCGUCGGUGGUUUUGUGCACCUCAUCCAGGUCUUUCCCCCGUCGGCGUCCCUCUCCGCAGCCCACGGUGACCAAGGAGCCGCCGCGGCCGUGGCCGCGAUGCGGAGCGGGUUCGCGAGGGCGCUUGUGCCGUACUACCCGGUGGCCGGUCGUCUCGCUCCGUCCGGCCUAGAGGUGGACUGCACUGGCGAGGGUGUCUUGUUCGUGGAAGCGGCCGCUGGAUGCACGCUCGCCGACGUGGACGGCCUUGAGUGCUACCCGCUGCCCAUCUCGGCGGAGCUCCUCCUCCCGCGCCCUCCGCCAGGCGAGAAGCUGGACGGCAUCAUCCUCAUGGCCCAGGCGACGCGGUUCACCUGCGGUGGGUUCGCCGUGGGGAUCAGCUUCAGCCACGCGGUGUUUGACGGGCAGGGCGCGGCGCAGUUCCUCACGGCCGUGGGGGAGCUAGCACGGGGGCUCCCGACGCCGUCGGUGGCUCCGGUGUGGGACCGCCACGCGAUCCCUUACCCGUCCAGGCCGCCGCCGCCGCAACUCAGGAUCAUCAGGGAGUUCAAGUUCGUGACCCAGGUAGCGGACAUCUCGGCGGCGAGCAUCGAGCGCGUCAAGGAUGAGUUCAAGCAGGCUGCCGCAUCGACUGGGGAAGGCUGCUCCACCUUCGACGCGGUGACGGCCAUCGUGUUUAAGUGCCGCGCACUGGCGCUUGCGGAGGGGCUCCCGGACGGCGCCGAGGUCCGAGUCGGCUUCGCCGCCGGCACGCGGCACCUCCUCCGCGGCGUGCUGCCGACGGUGGACGGGUACUACGGCAACUGCGUGUACCUGGCGUGCGUCCGUAGGACCAACAGGGCCGCCCGGGAGUCGGCGCUGGCGGAGCUGGUCGGCACAGUACGGGAGGAGAAGGAGGCCAUCGCGGCGGGGUUCGCGGACUGGAUGCGCGGCGUCCGUCGCUACGAGCCGCCGCUGGACUACAGCACGGCGAUUCUGUCGGACUGGAGCCGCCUCGGUUUCGAUGAGGUGGACUACGGCUUCGGCAUGCCAGGGUACAUAUUCCCGCACAACGACCUGGUCGACUACGUCGCGACGCUCGUAUACGUCAGGCCGCCGGCGCCCAAGCGCGGGGGGAUCCGGGUGCUCAUCGGCUGCAUGGAGGACCCGCACGCCGCCAUGUUCGCUGCCGAGCUCGCCAAGUUCGCCUAGAGGCAAUGCAUGCAUCGUUCGUGGGCAUGUUCAUGUGAGAUAAGUUUAAAAAAGAAAUAUCCAUGUGUGAGAUGAGUGAAUAAAACAGGUCUUAUAGGACUAUCGAGAAAUGCAUUGGCAACGAAACCCAAUAAAACUUGUUUAUCUUGUUUAUCAUCAAAAUAUUUUAUGGCUUGAACUAUAA
Messenger RNA from Lolium perenne, 1623 nucleotides. Its product is annotated as acyl transferase 5. Lineage: Eukaryota; Viridiplantae; Streptophyta; Magnoliopsida; Poales; Poaceae. The record is from RefSeq and is a predicted model, not a curated record.